Molecule: messenger RNA, 1118 nt
Organism: Carassius auratus (goldfish)
Lineage: Eukaryota; Metazoa; Chordata; Actinopteri; Cypriniformes; Cyprinidae
Exons: 6
Coding region: 93-1097 (334 amino acids)
Source: RefSeq, a predicted model, not a curated record
AUCAAGCUUCAGCGAAUACAGCUAUAUUAAUGUGCGCAUGCCCAGCAGCCACAUAACGUUAACGUUAGACUUAAACACGAAAAUCCUAGAAAAUGGACACAUACGUGCUUUACCACAGAAACAAAAGAGUGACGCUUAAAGAAGAUGAUAUGCGUGCUGAGAAGAUUUCACGAAUAUUUCAGGUCACCUGUGACAGCCUUUAUUUGACAGAUGAUUCUAAUGUUGCGAUUUUCCCAAAUGCUGAAGGGUCUUUCAGCACGAUUGACUUGACCCUCAGGGCACAUUAUGAAGUCCAUGGUGACAGUGUCGAGACCCCACAAAACUCUCCUUCCACGUCAGCAUUUACUUCAAGUCCAGGUCAGCGGCAUUUCUCUUUCGCCAGGCCAGGGACAUCUGGAUCGAUUUUCCCAACAACACCACGUGCAAACCGAACUUGGACAAGAGCAAUAAAUGUUGCAGAAGUGGUCGAUGGAAAACCAGUUCCAAAAAGCGUUGUUGUUGUAAAGUUCUCUGAAGCUGAGGCCAAUGUUCCGGGCAUUGUUGCGAAGCUUCAGGCUGACCUUAGGGCUUCAGAAUCCCCUGUACUACUGGAUUCCAACUGGAAUGAAAUAAUGGAUUCAGAAGGAACACGAGGUUCCCAGUAUUGGAGACAAAACUCCAGAAAAAUUAACGCGAUGCUCAUAAGCCAUUUUUCCAGGCUUCAACACAGAAGAAAAAGGAUGAGGGAAGAAGAUUCUGGAUUGCAGGAUAUUCUGGAAAAAAUCGAGGAGGUGUUAGAGGCAUCUCAAGGUCUAGAGAGUGUCUCUUUCAGACUCAGAGAGCUCACCACCCUGACCACAAGAGAAAGAAGUCAAAUCAACAUGCAGCAGGCAUCACAGCUCAAGGAGGCUUUUACCUGCCUUGUUUGUAGAGAGAUCAUCAAUGAGCCAGUGCUGUCGCAAUGUUGCCGGAGCAUAGUUGGAUGUAGAGUCUGUAUUGAAGAAUGGGCAUUAACCUCCAACCAGUGUUUGAAAUGCAGAUCUGAGUGCUCUCUACUUAACAUAAUUCGGGUGGCUGGUCUGUCAACAGUUCUCGACGUGGUAAAAGAGUUAGUCUGAAACUGAAAUGUGUUUUAUAAU